Molecule: messenger RNA, 3663 nt
Organism: Apus apus (common swift)
Lineage: Eukaryota; Metazoa; Chordata; Aves; Apodiformes; Apodidae
Gene: DVL3
Product: dishevelled segment polarity protein 3
Exons: 17
Coding region: 35-2230 (731 amino acids)
Biological process (GO): intracellular signal transduction; canonical Wnt signaling pathway
Cellular component (GO): cytosol
Molecular function (GO): frizzled binding
Source: RefSeq, a predicted model, not a curated record
GCAGGCGGAGGCCUGGCGGCCGGGCAGGGGCGCCAUGGCGGCGGCCGAGACGAAGAUCAUUUACCACCUGGACGAGCAGGAGACGCCGUACCUGGUGAAGCUGCCGAUCCCGGCCGAGCGCGUCACCCUCGGAGACUUCAAGGGCCUCCUCAACCGGCCCAACUACAAGUUCUACUUCAAGUCCAUGGACGACGACUUCGGGGUGGUGAAAGAAGAGAUCUCGGAUGACAAUGCCAAGCUUCCCUGCUUCAACGGCCGGGUGGUGUCGUGGCUGGUGUCUGCAGAGGGUUCCCAUUCAGAUGCUGGCUCAGUCUGUGCUGAUAACCAAACAGAGCUGCCACCCUCCAUGGAGCGCACAGGGGGAAUUGGAGACUCCAGGCCCCCCUCUUUCCACCCUAAUACUGGGGGGAGUCGGGAAAACUUGGACAAUGAGACAGAGACAGAUUCAGUGGUGUCAUCGCAAAGGGAACGACCUCGUCGGAAAGAUGGGCCUGAGCAUGCACCCAGGGUGAAUGGGACAGUGAAAGGAGAGCGGCGUCGAGAUCUGGGCGGGUACGAGAGCUCCUCCACACUCAUGAGCAGUGAGCUGGAGACCACCAGCUUCUUCGAUUCAGAUGAAGAUGACUCCACCAGCAGGUUUAGCAGUUCAACAGAGCAAAGCAGUGCUUCCCGUCUGAUGAGGAGGCACAAAAGACGCCGGCGGAAACAGAAGGCUCCACGCAUCGAGCGGUCAUCGUCCUUCAGCAGCAUCACAGACUCCACCAUGUCCCUGAACAUCAUCACAGUCACGCUGAACAUGGAGAAAUACAACUUUCUGGGCAUUUCCAUUGUGGGACAGAGCAAUGAGCGUGGGGAUGGAGGCAUUUAUAUUGGCUCUAUCAUGAAGGGUGGCGCUGUGGCAGCUGAUGGCAGGAUUGAGCCAGGAGACAUGCUCUUGCAGGUAAAUGACAUCAACUUUGAGAACAUGAGCAACGACGAUGCUGUGCGUGUGCUGAGGGAGAUUGUGCACAAGCCGGGGCCCAUCACCCUGACAGUGGCCAAGUGCUGGGACCCCAGCCCCCGGGGCUGCUUCUCGUUACCCAGGAUUGCUCCCCAGCGGAUCUGGGCUGGGCCAGACUCUCCAUGCUCCGAUCCGGGUGAGCCCAUCCGGCCCAUCGACCCAGCAGCCUGGGUGUCUCACACGGCAGCGAUGACUGGCACCUACCCAGCGUACGGUAUGAGUCCAUCCAUGAGCACAAUCACUUCCACCAGCUCCUCCAUCACCAGCUCCAUCCCAGAGACCGAACGCCUCGAUGACUUUCACCUGUCCAUCCACAGCGACAUGGCCACCAUUGUCAAAGCCAUGGCCUCACCAGAGUCAGGCCUGGAAGUGCGUGACCGCAUGUGGCUGAAGAUCACCAUCCCCAAUGCCUUCAUUGGUUCGGAUGUGGUGGAUUGGCUCUAUCACCAUGUGGAGGGCUUUACAGACCGUCGUGAGUCCCGCAAAUAUGCCAGCAAUCUGCUGAAGGCUGGCUACAUCCGACACACCGUGAACAAAAUCACCUUCUCAGAGCAAUGCUAUUACAUCUUUGGAGACCUCUGUGGAAACAUGGCUAAUCUGUCUCUUCACGACCACGAUGGCUCCAGUGGUGCCUCUGAUCAGGACACUUUGGCUCCGCUCCCCCACCCAGGAGCUGCACCCUGGCCCAUGGCUUUCCCAUAUCAGUAUCCACCACCUCAUCCAUACAACCCCCACCCUGGCUUCCCUGAUCCAGGCUACAGCUACGGCGGGGGCAGCGCAGGCAGUCAGCACAGUGAAGGGAGCCGGAGCAGCGGUUCCAAUCGCAGCGGCAGCGAGAGGAGGAAGGAGAGAGAGAAGACCGGGGAGUCCAAGUCAGGCGGCAGCGGGAGCGAGUCAGACCACACCACGAGGAGCAGCAUGCGGCGUGAGCGCGCGGCCAGCGAGCGCUCGGUGCCGGCCAGCCAGCACAGCCAGCGCAGCCAGCACUCCCUGGCUCACAGCAUCCGCAGCCACCACAGCCAGCAGUCCUAUGGGCCGCCCGGCCUCCCCCCUCUCUUCAGUCCCCCCAUGUUGCUGAUGCCUCCACCGCCGUCAGCCAUGGGGCCCCCCGGGGCGCCGCCGGGCCGUGACCUGGCCUCUGUGCCCCCCGAACUGACAGCCAGUAGACAGUCCUUCCGAAUGGCCAUGGGCAACCCCACAAAGAAUUACGGGGUGUUUGACUUUCUCUGAGCCUGCCGCCUGUGGGGGGGAGAGCUGGAGCGUGGCGUGGCCCGACAGCAGGACACGGAGCUCCACGGGCGCUGGGCACACGUGGCGCUGAAGAUGGCUUCUUUCCUCCCCCUUGUGGAAGAUGCCCUGCCCUUCCCGCAGCCCUGAGAGGGGAGCAGGGACCAGCCUUACUAGAAGCAUUUUAAAUCCCAUUUAGUUGCCUUUUGGCUAAUGUGUGAAUGUUCCAGGGCUUCAGUGCCUCCAAGGAGUGGAGACUUGCUGCCACUUCCGUCUUGCCUCCCUCCUCUUGCCCAUAAACUGGGCCAGGUCCAAGCCUGGCACUGCCCCAUCACAGGACUCUCCUUCACCCUGCCCAGGCUGCAAGGUUCAGGGCUGGGGCUGUAGCUCUGCAUUCAGUUUGGAGCAAUGGUGGGAGCCUGCACACGGUCUUGCAUGACUCGGGGCCCUGCGCCUGCCCCUGGGUACUUGGGGCGGGGGGUGUCAGGCCAGAGUUCUGCUCUUUGCCCUCCUCCCUGUGACAUGCUGCUGCCUGUCCCAUUUGUAGGUGCUGUGCCAUGCCAGGGACUGGUAGUGGCAGCUGUAGCCUUCUCCCUCCUACUGUCAUGCUGCUGCUCAGCACUGUGACAUUUUCUAGGGUCUGGAUGGAGAUAUUUGAGGGAAGGGCAUGACUGGUUAGCUUUCAUGCUUUGGGAUUUGCUGUAUUUGCCCUGUGAAGGGCCCGAGUCUGCCUCCCCCUCUGCCCAGCACCACAUGUCAGGAGGGAUGAGGUUCUGGGGCAGAGCUGGGAUGGCCCUACUGCCUCCAGGCUGUGAAUCAACAUGACCUCUCUGGGGAGGGAGGCUGCAGCCCGAAUCGUGGCCUCUGGGCUCAGUGCCUGCAGAUGUGUCAGGACAGUAGAGUCCGAUUGCCCCAGUGCUCCCUUUUUUCCCUUCCUCUUCUGGGUACUCAGAGACGUGCCCUGGGCUGGGGGCAGCUCCUUUCCCCAUGCCCAGGGCCAAGCACGGUACAGUCCAGUCGCACUGACCUGCUCCUAUUGGUGCUGGUGUCCUGGCACCGUCUCCUACUGCCAGGCCAGGUCUUUCUCUGGAAGUGUUGCCUCCUUUGGUCCUUCUUGUGUUUGCAGUUUUUAUAUGAUGGAGAUGAAAUGUAUUUUCCUCCUCGGGGCUUUGCAUUGCCCCUGCAACCCCUCUUCCAGCUCUCACGUGCCAUCAGUUCAUCUCCCUCCAGCCUCUCCUGCUCUGCCUGCCGGAGCCAGCUUGCUCAGUGCCUGCUCUUCCACCCUGUCCCCCGCCUCUCACCGGCAAGCUGCCACCUCUCCCCCCUCUUCCUGCCUCGCCAGCCACUGCUCAUGCCCUUGCCCUACCCUGCCCGCUGGGUUUUAUAAAAAGAAAACCAAUCUCCUUGUUUUUAUUUAUAAACAUAGUUUUAUUGGA